CUUUACUCGGUGCGGCUCUGCAUCUCCCACCGUAAACCCGCGCAAGGGCAGCAGAACAAGGAUCGCACCUGUCCUCAUAUUACUCCGAACUACUCCUGCCUGAAUGACAGAGAUUGAUAGGGCUGUAGAGGCGCUCAAAGCUGCAGUCAAACAAAACGGAAUCGACAAGCGCGUCGGCGACGUUGCCAGCCAGUUUACUUCCUACCUUAUUCUUUUGAAAUCGUCGUCUCCUUCCUCACAAUCAAUAUCAAAACUUCGUUCCAUCCUCCGCCGACCUUUAGUUCCCUUGUAUGCUGCCGUUCCCGGACCUGCACUCCAGCUUUCCUCUGCUGUCCUUCGCAAAGUAGUCGAUGAAAAACUAAGAAACGCUCUGAAUUCUCAAAAUAUUCAACUAAGCACCUGGUGGAAUGACAUUGCGGUUGCGGUUUUAUCAGGUGUCCUGGAUUAUCUUGAUAAAUGCAGUGAUGAUAUGACCAAGGAAACCGUUGCACUAGCUUUUUAUCCGACUAUAUGCACACUUUUCUUUUACCAGGAUGCCUCCUUGAUACUUUUACCACGAACACAAAGAACGGCAUAUUCUCUGUUACACGAGACACUUAGCGGACAUCCAGGCAAUCAACGCAGACUGCGCGAUCAUGCUGUUCUUGGAGGGUCGCUUAUCGGUAUCGCAAUCUCACAGUCCAAGGACUACCUUGUAAUCGAGGCCCUUCUGGAUAUAGUGGGAUGGUUGAUUCCAAUAACGAACCAAACCGAGAAAGGGACAGUGAAACGGACAGAGUUCAUCAACGACCUUUUUGGUUCCAAGAAGCAUUUCAGCUGCAGUUCUGAACUAGUCAAUCUCCUUCAAUACAUCAGCAGCUCGCACUGGGAGGAUACGGUAAUGAAGAUCAUGGACGCUUUGGCCAGGAGCGACAUCAUGUUCCCUCAAUCAUUUGCCUUGGACGAGGUCGAUGUAUGCGGCAAACUUUAUCCUCAACCGACUGCAUUUGACCGCUUGCACCUGGAUAGAGAAUUUUUCCUUGUCAACAUUGUUCAGCAGGAUGAUGUCUGCGACAGCUUAAAGAUCUCCUAUGAUCAUAUCCAUUCUGUCACGAUCGACGUGUCCAAGGUGCCACCGCACAGCAAAGUCAUUGUUCAUGUCGAUUUAAAAACUUCACCGAGUAUUGGAGACGUAUCGUUGGACAUCCCGGCAGGUCAGAAGCUGUACUUGAAAUUCGAAAUUCAACGGGAGGAUUUGAGCAGGCUCAUGGAGGCUUUACGGAGGCGCGGUAUAGUCAAGCUUAAUUUCUUAGGUGAAAAUCCUCCAAAACAAGGUAACAAGCGACGAAGCGUUGGUCUCGCACAUGGCAUCAGACUUUCGGGCGACUCUUCACCACCACCACAGGGGUCACAGUAUGAGGAUAAAGUCAAACAUGUUGAAAAUGUGUACGAAACCAACUUCCUGGAUGAUGCACGAUCCAACACCGCCCAUUUCGAGCAAGAAUCCACGUCGCAGGCGCCACCCCGAAUGCCGGUCAAAGAGCCUGAGGUUCAGGAGUCUAAAAAUGAUGCUAGCGUCGAACGUGCCCCAAAGACUGUCGCAAAACCUCGGCCUGUAUCCAAGUCCGCGAAAAAAGUAGUUGUACCUCUUCCGGUUACUCCGCCUCGCAAAAGUCCUGCAAAAGACGACCCUCCUAGUGCAAUACACGUCUCAGUGUUUGGCGAAAGCGAUGACGAGCUCUCCGAAAUAUCCGAUGACGAACUCCCCAAACCUGUCGCAGACGUUCAUCACAUAGUCCAUCCGGCACAAAUUGUCAAAGCCGAACCAAAUCUCAGUCUUAGCGCCAAAAGCAACAGCUUUCAACCAGCACCUCCGACCAAACGCAUCGCCAAGCGAAGGCUGAUCGUGGAUUCCGACGAAGACGAGAUACGAGCCACGCCCAAGGCCGCUCAGAUGACAACGAUACCCGCCAAGCCAGAUAUUAACGUAGAGACAGUUAGCAAGACACGCCGCAUCGAUGACAGGCAUUCCUCCACCCUGCGGUCUUCUAGCACUAUCGCCACAAAUCAUCCAGAAAACAUUCCGCUGGAAGUCAAGAGGCCGUGUACGCCAUCCAGCAACGAGGCCAGUCACCCAGGAGCAAUCGAUGAUAUCGCCAGAAAACAUUUCGAUCACGAUGCUUUCUUGAAGGAUGCUUCUGCUUAUGUUCAAGUGCCGCCAUGUAAGACCAUACCCGACGCGGAGCUGACUCACGGAAUCAUAUCCACUUCUCCUAUGAAGAAGAAUCUGGUAACAGGCAAAAGAACUGCGAGGCGUAUUGCCCCUUCGAAACCCGCAGAUGUUGCCAAUAUACCAGCGAAGCUGGCUGGCACUCGACGCAAAUGGGAUGACGCAAAUUCCCCCACGGAAGCACUCAAGGUUCCAGAGGACAGCCAUCUGCCUAAGAAGAAGGCCCGUAACACUACUAGUGGCAACAUUUCUAUCAAGCGUGCAGCAAGUAUACUUCCAGACCCUUUCGAACCAUCAGCGAUAUCGAUAAAUGUUGCGAAGGCUCCUAGAAAGUACGGAAAGAAAGGGAAAACGCUGUCACCUAUUCUGCCGGAAAACGUAGAUUUUGAUGAAGUUCCUGGAGCAGCUUUGAAAAAGAAGACGAAUGCGCGAGCUAAGGCAGUCAGGGCCUCGAAACCGGCCCAGAAGAAGGUUCCAACCCCGAUUUCUGGGAGAGAAACCCGCACGAGCGUUAUGCGACGUAGGAACGAGAAGCCGCCUGAGUUCGAGUCGUCCAAAGAGAUCAACCGGAAACUCCAGCCUCCAGAAACUAACACCGGGAUACUCGCUGCAUUGGAACCAGUUGAUCAAAUUACGAAAGUGGAACCCUUCUGCAACGAUGCAACUAGCGGUUCCACUGUGUUCCUUAAACCGGAAUCGGCAUUAAGAGAGCAAGCCAAUAAGAUGGACAUGGAACAAUUGGGCUCGAGCACCAAGACCAAGACUGGAAACAGCAAUGCAGUGAUAACCGAAACGAAGCCAUCACCUACAAAGCGUGCUCGUACUCCCAAACCGAAGAAGGCGCCUUGGGAGGACCCGGUAUUCAUUGCGCAACAUGCACCAGCCGACGAAGUAAAAUCUUUGGGUGUCAGUCCCACAGGCGAGGAUCCAAUAGAGCCAAUUCAGGAUAUCGUAUCGGGAGAGGUGGAUGAAGCGCUCUUCGGCGAUUUUAUUGACUACUCAGUAUCAUUGAAAGGAAGCGAGGAUCCUAUUCUUCCUGCUUCCUCGGAUAUCCCUCCCUUACAGUCGACCCCACUUAAACCCCCUAUCUGUAUCGACCUCACACUAGACUCGACUCCAGUGAAAAAUUACUGCGACUCAGCAAAGGACCGUGGUGUGGCCAAGGAUGUCGGAAUGCUCCCGAGUAAAGGCCCAGAUCCUGUAGAGAGCUUUGAGACGUCUGCUGCAGUUCCAGUUGCCUUACACGUCACCGGACGUCAAGAUAGCCAUGGGACAUGUAUCGGGGUCUCAAAGUCUUCCACCGAUGUUACCACCGAUGUCAUCAUGUCCCAGGAUCCUUCCCUCCUGCCUAUUCUCUCUCGUAACAAAGAGCGACGAGAGCGGCUUUCAGCAUCGAAUAUUUCCCCCACCUGCGUCAGAACAAACGAUGCCGAAGAUCCUUUGGCUGAGCCUUGUGAUGUGAUGCCCUCACCUUCCGUUCUGGUUCGUCGGAGGCAAUCGGUGGUUUCGUUUGCAUCACCACUGGUGACCCGGCCUAAUUCCGAUGAUGCUAGUCGAGACCCCCACGAUGGCAUACUUGAAGUCUAGUAUUCGAUCUAACAACCAUGGUGCAUUUGGAAACGGUAUCUCCGAAACCAACACCCGCCCGCCGAAGGGACCGGUUUUAGACCGUGUCGUCUCACUUGUUUCUGAUGACGAGUUUGAAUCAUCUUAUGCUGCGCGGAAGCCAUCUUCCAAUCGGGUACGAUUUGAAAAUGACGGGUUGCCGUAU
Molecule: messenger RNA, 3980 nt
Organism: Suillus bovinus
Lineage: Eukaryota; Fungi; Basidiomycota; Agaricomycetes; Boletales; Suillaceae
Exons: 15
Coding region: 104-3796 (1230 amino acids)
Molecular function (GO): oxidoreductase activity
Source: RefSeq, a predicted model, not a curated record